Molecule: messenger RNA, 639 nt
Organism: Suillus subaureus
Lineage: Eukaryota; Fungi; Basidiomycota; Agaricomycetes; Boletales; Suillaceae
Exons: 6
Coding region: 1-639 (212 amino acids)
Source: RefSeq, a predicted model, not a curated record
AUGAGUCAAGAUACCAAAGUAAGUAGAAAGUACUGGUUGAGUGGUAAGGGUAAAGGGGACAUGAGUCAUGUAAGUAAGAGGGACCAGUUUGACAGUAAGGGCAUAGGGUUGCCUUGGGGAAACCUCAACAAAGAAGUUCUAUACAUGAUGUACCUUCAGCAAGUGGUUCUUCAGUAUGAUGUCCAAGAGGAGGUGUCUUUAAACUGCAAUGAGCAGGUGGAAGUUGUGUUGUAUGUAAAGCAACUCAUUGGUAGAAGACAGACAGUAAUUCUUGCACAUCUCCCAACUGUGAUGGUGUUCUGGAAAAAAAAUCACAUCCAAAAUGGCAGAGGCAGUAUUCAGACACACAGCACCACUAGGACAUCCAAAAAGCAAAGAAACUCAUCAUAUGUUCAAUACAAACUGGAAUAUGAAGACCAUGAAAAUAAAGCUCUGAAGACCAAGGGCAGAGAUGCUACCAAGGAGGAACAUUAUUCAAGAAACCUCACAUGUACCAUCACUGACCUAUGGAAUGUAAAAGGAGUUGUAGGAAGGGUCAAGAGUCAUGGGGAAUGGACUAUCAUUGACCACAGAAGCAGUUUCACAAAACCAGCUUUUGAUGGUGCUGGGUAUAAUACAGAUGAAAGUGAGGUGGAGUAG